CAUCGGCUGGCAAAGGCGCUCGUCCGCCGGACAUGGUCGUGAACCACUUACGCUGACAUUAAGCUCGCAACCGACCAAGGAAAUACGAAACGGCGUGUGGCAGAUCUUUUGUCUAAUUUUAUUCCCGAAGAUGAAGCAGCUCUUAUGAAGAAUGGAAGAUACACUUGCCUUGUGUGCUCCUACCGUCCGGUGUUUGAUACAGUUGAUAUGCUGACAGUCCACAGGAAGGGGAAAAGGCACCUAGAAGGAUUAAAAUCAUUCUAUGGCAAGAAAGCGCGGCUGAAAAAUGAAAUAACAAAAAGGCAACAUGAAAACUACAUCCAGGUUGAAGACAGAGAACAGGAACCAUCCAGUUCAGCCCCUUUACUUGAACAAACACGGAAGCUUACACAUCACGCUUUAUUGAAGACUGUACCAUACAACAGUUGCCAUCGAAAAACAAGCACAAAAUCUGAAAAGGGACCAGAAAGCAUCAGCUCCGAUCCCAGUGGCAACGCCAGCAGCAAAAUGCCAUCUGAGCAAGAACACAUGAGUUGGAAAUCUGAAGUUUCAAACAGUGUACCGCCAAGCAGCUCUAGUAGCUUCACAGCAGCCAAUAAAGAGUUACAUCCAUCAAAAGACAUAAAAGGAUCUCAUCUUACAGUGGCACAGGAGGCAGAGCCCAUAACAGCCCAGAGGAGGAGCGAGCUGGAGCACUACCUCAAACUGAAAAGUGAUGGGUGGCUACAAGACCGCAGUGGCCAGUGGAUUAAAGACGAGAAUGUUGAGUUUGAUUCAGACGAGGAGGAGCCUCCUUCGCGUGCCAGCCUACCCACAAGUCACUGAGAGGACUAAGAACUGUGGGAACACAACACAGAUUAACUUGUACCACAGUGGUACGUUCAGAAGUCACGGUGCUGUUUGAAACAGCCACAGCUCCACAUGUAAGGACUUUGUGUAACAGAUUUAUGCAUUUCAUAGAAUCACAUGGUUUCCUUGUGUUGACUCUACAGCGCCUUCCUGUGUAAUCUCUGGACUCAGUCAUGAGUCGUAACAGACACAUGAUACUCACCAGUGAUCAUCAGCUGCUACUGCUACUUUUAUUGUGCUAAGAAAAGUCACAAUUUAAUGAAAAGUGUCGGCUGAUUCUGUGAACAGGUUUAUAUCAAACUCCUGUUACUCUAACUUGCUGAAAAUGUUUUAUUUUUAGAACAUUCUACAUGGAAAAUUAACCAGAAUUAAAGAUUACAACAAAGGAUACCAUUAAGCAUUUUUGAACAUGUCUCUUCUGUCAGUGGUGGGGUUUUUUUCUGUGUCCACUCCUAAAAACUCCAGCCAUGCUUGUGUCCUAAUGUCUGGAAGACUUUAGAGGAUUAAUCCUGGUUUAUUAGUACUAUUUUUAUAGUUUUGGCCAUGAGUUCUAUUGGUUAUGUUCACCAAAGUAGUUUCUGAGAUCUGAGAACAAAGAGAUGUUGGUACAACAAAGUCUUGUCAGUAAUAGCCUCUCAUUGCACAGGAACUGUACACAACGCUGAAUCAGGAAGUUGUUCUGUAAAAUGUGGUGGAUGUGUGAAAUAGGAUCAGUUUGACUAACGUGGGGGUUUUGUGUUUCUUGCUUGGUCUGGCGUCUUUUUAGUGAUGUCACUAUGUUCUCAAGUCUGAGCAAUUCAUUGUUGAGUGCAGUUAUUUUUACUGAUUAAAAUUUGUUAAAUUUGA
Molecule: messenger RNA, 1695 nt
Organism: Seriola dumerili (greater amberjack)
Lineage: Eukaryota; Metazoa; Chordata; Actinopteri; Carangiformes; Carangidae
Gene: scnm1
Product: sodium channel modifier 1
Exons: 8
Coding region: 145-825 (226 amino acids)
Biological process (GO): RNA splicing
Cellular component (GO): nucleus
Source: RefSeq, a predicted model, not a curated record